Molecule: messenger RNA, 3972 nt
Organism: Astyanax mexicanus (Mexican tetra)
Lineage: Eukaryota; Metazoa; Chordata; Actinopteri; Characiformes; Acestrorhamphidae
Gene: cab39l
Product: calcium binding protein 39-like
Exons: 9
Coding region: 266-1270 (334 amino acids)
Biological process (GO): intracellular signal transduction
Molecular function (GO): protein serine/threonine kinase activator activity
Source: RefSeq, a predicted model, not a curated record
CAUACACACGCACAGACAGACACUGCUGCUGCUGCUGUUGGCGUGAUCAGAGAAAGGGCUAUAACGCUGGGUUGGUUAGCUAGCAGUCUAUCUCUCUAGCUGUCUGUCUGUCGGACUGGGAGGGGAAGAGAGACGGGAUCAGCACUAUAAUAACAGCAGCAGCUGCCGAGCCUCGCCUGACUGUAAGUUCUGAAGAGUGAGAGAGAAAGAGUGAGAAAGAGAGAGAGAGAGAGCGGGACAGAGCGCAAGACUCUAGGCCACAACCAUGCCACUGUUUGGUAAAUCCCACAAGAGUCCUACGGACAUUGUGAAGGCCCUCAAGGAUAACCUGUCCAUUCUGGUCAAGCAGGACAAGAAGACAGAGAAGGCAUCAGAGGAGGUGUCUAAAUGUCUGGUUGCGAUGAAAGAGAUCCUGUACGGCACCAAUGACAAAGAGCCACAUACGGAGACGGUGGCCCAGCUGGCCCAAGAGCUGUACAACAGCGGCCUGCUCAUUUCACUGGUGGAGAACCUGCAGGUCAUCGACUUCGAGGGUAAGAAGGACGUGUGCCAGAUUUUUAACAACAUCCUGCGCAGGCAGAUCGGCACCCGCAGCCCCACAGUGGAAUACUUCUGCUCCCAUCAGGAAGUGCUCUUCAUCCUGCUCAAAGGGUAUGAGACUGCUCAGGUGGCUCUGAACUGUGGCAUCAUGCUGCGCGAGUGCAUCCGGCACGAGCCGCUCGCCAAAAUCAUCCUGCACUCUGAGCACUUCAAUGACUUCUUCAGCUACGUAGAGAUGUCCACAUUCGACAUAGCCUCAGACGCUUUCGCUACCUUCAAGGAUCUUCUCACAAGACACAAGGUUCUAGUGGCAGAAUAUUUAGAACAGAACUACGAUGCAGUCUUUGAGAACUACGAGAAGCUGCUGCACUCUGAAAACUAUGUGACGAAGAGGCAGUCAUUGAAGCUAUUGGGAGAGCUCCUCUUGGACAGACACAACUUCACUGUGAUGACACGGUACAUCAGCAAGCCGGAGAAUCUCAAGCUCAUGAUGAAUCUACUGAGAGACAAAAGCCCCAACAUCCAGUUCGAGGCGUUCCACGUCUUCAAGGUGUUUGUGGCCAACCCGAACAAGACGCAGCCGAUCGUAGACAUCCUUCUGAAGAACCAGACGAAACUCAUCGACUUCCUUAGCAACUUCCAGAAGGACCGCACGGACGACGAACAGUUUAACGAUGAAAAGACGUACCUCAUCAAACAGAUACGAGACUUAAAGAAGCCCGCCUCCUAAACCUUAGCUAGCACUCGCGUUAUUAAGCACCUCAUCUUUUUACUGAGGAAAAACAAAUGAAAAAAAAUCACAAAAAUCUAUUAACAGUAAUAAUUCUAUUUAAAAUCUUCAAACAUUUGUCUUUUCUUAGUCACGAAGCUCGCGAAUGAUAGUUUUCCAUCACUGACAGUUCAAUUACUUUUCUUUUCUUUUUUCUUUCCACUUUCUUUCAUAAACAUUUUUCGUUUGUGUGCCACAAUAGGGUGUUUAAAAAAAAUCAUAAAACAACGUAAAACGUAAAAGCAACCAAUUUUGUUUCAGGAAGAACCAAAGGUUGUAGUAACCUCAAUAUAGAAGAAGUGGGUGAGUCAGGACCUAAGAGAACGCUUCACACUUAUUAUUUCUUUUUCUUUUUUUAAUAAUACAUUCAGCUUAAUGUUUUGUAUAAUCUUAUUUUUUCCACCUUUACCACUCCAAAUACUGUUAUACACCCACAGGUCUGGCAUGCUAAAGCUAAAGCUGAAGAGAAGAGAGGAGAGAGCUCUUGUACAUCAUGUAGAUGAUACCGGUAGUAGUGGACUUGUAGGAAGGGAGGUUGCAUUCCCCAGUUAUUUAUAAUGCUCUGAUUUUUCUUUUUUCUUUUCUGAGUUUAGAACUCGUUCUGUAUUUAGAGACUUCGUUUCUGCAUUCCUUUUUUUCUUCUUUUUUUGAUUUUUUCUUCCUAUACACUGAUGCUGUUUAGCUUUUUCCCUUUUCUCCUGCACCUGUAUGGCUUACUGCUGACUCGGAAUUUUUGUUUUGACUUCAAAAGAAAUAUAUAUACUGAUCAUGUAAUCCCUUUUUAGUGUUUUAAAAAAUAUAUGUUUAAGGAAUGAAGAUUUGAUUUGACCAGUAUUCUUUUUAUUAUUAUUAUAAUUAUUAUUAUUGUUAUUAGGUUUCUGCCAUAAAAUUGAAGCGCAGUUAAUCUUAAUGUGUGCUUAAGUAAUAUAUAGACCUAACUACUACGAAAUUAAUAAGAAAAAGUCUUUUUUCUUUCUUUAAGUUAUCGAUUAUGUUUGCGAAACAAAAACAGGGCGUGUAAUUUUCUUAUUAUUAUUGCUAUUUUCUUUUUUUUUUUCAUUUUCUACUUGACAUGUUUACCCAUCAUGUGUUUAAAGGCUGAAAGUGGGUGCCAUGUUAGUAAGUAAGUAGAAAAAAAAAAUACUUGGGCACUUUCUCUAGUAUUUUAUUUAAUUUUAUUAUAUAUUUUUUCAUUUCUUCCCCUUCUCUCAGUACUAUAGUACACUAUAUAGAUGCAGCUAUAGUAUUUUGGUAGUACUGUAGUGCAUUCAGUAAGUGCUAUAGUACUCUAUAAUCCUCCUAUAGCAGGUUUAAUAGCCUCCUACAGAAAGGAUCCAUGUCGUAGCCCACCUGCUAUAUAGUACGUUCUAUUCUAUCUUAAUAAUACUAUUGUACAAACCUUCAUUGACGAGUCAUUUCUGUACUGUAGCGCGGUACUGUACUAUAGUACUACUACAGUAUUCCUCUGUUAUCUGUUAUUCUUCUUCAGUAGCCAUUAUUCUUUAGCUAGUUCUACAUUGUGAUUAUGAUUCAUGAUUAAUGAUUCUGGCAGACGAGACAGCAUCGAUUAGGAUCUAAGCUGAUACGAUACACAGUCGAGUCGAGGACACGGACGUAUAAAUAUAUAUAUAUAAAACAAAAAAAAAACAGGUGCCUUUUGUUGUGUUUUAAUUGUAUUUCUUUUUUUCUUUUCCCUUGUUCUUUUGUAUUUUAUAAAAAACAAGAUAUUUCUUAGGGGGAGCUUAAUUUCAUUGUUUUUUUUUUUUGUUAUUAAUUUUUAAGAGAAAUAUGUUCUAGUGGAGCAUAUUUGAAUCGAUUAAGCAGUGAACCUCUUUAAUAACUCACUAUAUUUGAGUUACGCUGAUGAAGACAGUCAAACUUUUUUUUUUCUCUUUUUUUUUACUUUCAUUCUUUGCAGCUGCAGUUGAUUUAUUGAUUCAGUUGUAUGAUGAUUGUCUGUGACCUAACCAUUAGAGUAGGCCGAUCAAGUGAUCAAGUGCGAGGGGAAAUGUAUGCUGAGGUGGUCUUUGACCCGUGUUAUCACACAUAACCUGCCAAUUAUGUGAAAAAUUAAUGUUAUGUUUAUAUAUAAUAUAUAUAUAUAUGCUGAUCUUUCCAUUUUUAUGGUUUUCUCUGAAUUUUGAAGAGUUUGAUCACGACAGAUUUGUCCGAGCAAACAGACAAACAAACGAAAUGAAAGUAAAGUAAAAUGAACUUCAUGAAAUUCAUCGGGAAGCACUUCCCCAGUUCAUUCAUUGCCAAAUCUUUAUUGAGGAUGAAGAAAUCCAAACCGUCGCACAGUCUGUUUGCUUCCCUUCCUCGCGGUUUCAAUCUGCAUUAAUAGCUCAGAUCGGGUGCAGGCUUUUUCAGUAUUGCGCAAAAUGUCAAAAAAUAAAAAUAAGAAGUCAGCCAUGGAAAACAUGUCAGCCCUUCAGCAGGGGAACCAUUUAAAUAUAGUAGUAAUAUAUAAAACAGCAUCUGAGCCAAAUUUAUCCAGUAUCUUCACACCCUCAUAUGUAACAAAGAAAUUACAGUCAAAAAACGAAAUCAAGAUGAGCUACCAUAUCGAAACUGAUAUCGUUUCCCAUGCCACACAUGGUUGCAUCCUUCCUUCUUAAAUGCUAAUUGUACCAUAUCACCAAUAAAGGAAAAUUCAAGCAUUA